Messenger RNA from Pediculus humanus corporis (human body louse), 966 nucleotides. Its product is annotated as Sterol O-acyltransferase, putative. Gene Ontology annotation, cellular component: endoplasmic reticulum membrane. NCBI's taxonomy places the organism in Eukaryota, Metazoa, Arthropoda, Insecta, Psocodea, Pediculidae. The record is from RefSeq and is a predicted model, not a curated record. Bases 1 to 966 code for a protein of 321 amino acids. The transcript is spliced from 6 exons.
AUGCAAAUCGCGACAUUUUUAAUUUAUUUCGUUUUUAAAUAUUGGGCAAACAACCGGAAACGAAUAACAAAACCCGGAUAUAGGAAAAUGUGGGAUUUGAUGUUUUUCUUAUCGAUAACCUUUUACAAUAUUUUAUUUUUAAUUAUUCCUGCUUACGUCAUCAUGCAUGAAAGGCUUGCCAUUGCAAUAUCAUUUUCACUUUUGAUGGAACAAAUACGAUUCAUUAUGAAAACUUAUUCAUUUGUGAGAACGAAUUCAAAAAUCCGUUGGAAAAUCGUCAUGAAACAUUUCAUUGAAAUAAUUGCGGUUAUUUUUUAUCUGUCUUUCAUAUGGGAAAAUUAUUUAAUACCAUCGGUUAAAAAUUUUGGAAAAAUAAAAAUAACAACAGAAGAAUUAUUGAUUAUUUUUUUUAAUAAUAACGUUCCAUGCGUUUUUGUUUUCCUUUGCGGUUUUUAUUCUUUUUUACAUUCUUGGAUGAAUGCAUUUGCUGAAAUUUUACGUUUUGCAGAUAGAAUGUUCUAUCAGGAUUGGUGGAAUUCUUCUUCUUUUGCCGAAUAUUAUAAAACAUGGAAUGUCGUCGUCCAUGAUUGGUUGUAUGCGUUUGUUUAUAAAGAUGGUACGGAAAAUUUAACUAAAAAAAAAACAGUUUCCACGUGGAUGGUGUUCAUUAUAUCCGCACUCUUUCACGAAUACAUAUUAGCAUUUACAUUUAAAUUUUGUUAUCCAGUACUUUUUAUCGUUUUUGGAAUUAUCGGGACUUGUUUGGUUUUUAUACCUAAAAAACGUGAGUCGGUAAUUGGUAACAUGCUUUUAUGGUUGGGAAUUUUUCUCGGUACCGGAUGUUGUGGUAGUUUAUACAUGUUAGAAUAUUAUGCAAGAAUUAAUUGUCCUCAAUUAAUUAAUUCUCCAAUAAAAGAUUUUUUCACACCCAGAUCAUGGACGUGCAGUCAUUCAGGUACGAGUUAA